GGCGAGACAGCUGCAGAGAAGUGGGUAGCCGGCCGGAGAGCCGCGCGACCUGCCGGCGUGCGCGCAACGAAACUUCGGUCCCCCGCGCGGUGCGGGGACCCCCUGCGGGAGCACGGUGGCGCGCCCCUCCCUUCUCCGGCGUCACCGGGGGACCUCGGCGCCUGCCCCGGCCGAGGGAGAGCGACUUCGGGACAACCCCCCGGGGUGGCGCAGAGGCUGGUUCCUCGCGCCCGGGGCUCCCAGCUCCCCGGUAGGUCGGCUUGGCCACGUAGGCAAGGGAGAGGAGUUGGGUGGCCGCGUGCGACCCCUCUCCAGCCCGCCACUUUCGCUUCCCCUCGGGGAAAACUUGCCCGCCGCUUCCCUGUAGCUAUGGGGCGGGGGCGGCACGAGCCGGGACUAACAGGAUCUAGGCUCUUGGCGGCGGAGCCCACGGGUCCCUGGGAGGUGGAGAAGACAGCGGGGCGACCGCAGUGAGCGCCCAGCAGAUGCCGCGGCUUCGCAGCCCCACGCUGUAGCUGCCUGCAGCUGUGAGUGGUUGCCCACGAAGUUCCCGGGGCGCGCGUGGGAGCCCUCCCCGGCUUCGGCUCCACGCGGGAUUUCUCCAGAGAGUGGCGAGGACAGAGGUCCUGGGAAAGUCAAGCUUCUGCUUGCGUGUCCCAGCCCGUGGCCUCUGCAGGGACGAGCUUCUUGCGUUUUAAGGUCAAGUUUUCCUGCAGCAGAGCCCGCCAGAAGCCAUCCCCCGCUGUGAAGCGGCGACGUCUCCGCAGAAGGCUGGGAACCCCUGGGGAAUCCCAGCCCAAGGGAAGGAACCGCAGAACCCCUUACCGACGUGGGCGUGCCUCUAAGAUCCCAAAGACUCCGGAAAAGGCACUGCAGGCAGCAUAGAGAUCUAAGGAAGCAGUAUGGAGAACGACUUUCAUGUCCCACACUUUCAUUGAGGCCUCCGGUCUUGCUAUUUUGCAGAAUGAAGGUAUUCAGAUGCUGCUUUAAAUACACUCUCCAGCAGAAACUCUUCAUCCUCCUCCUAACCCUGUGGCUGUUCUCCUUGUUAAAGCUCCUGAAUGUGGGCAGGCUCCUCUUCCCUCAAAGGGACAUCUAUUUGGUCGAAUAUUCCCUGAGCACCUCGCCAUUUGUAAGGAACAGGUUCCCCGCGAGCGAAGAUGCGGCCAGGGAUGACAUCAACUGCUCGGGGGUCUACGAGCAUGAGCCUUUGGAAAUCGGCAAGAGUCUGGAAAUCAGAAGACGGAACAUCAUCGACCUGGAGGACAGUGAUGUUGUGGCGAUGACAAGUGACUGUGACAUUUAUCAGACCCUAAGACAGUAUCACGAGAAGCUCGUUUCAAGAGAGGAGGAAGACUUCCCAAUAGCCUAUUCACUGGUCGUCCACAAAGACGCCAUCAUGGUUGAGCGGCUGAUCCGCGCCAUUUACAACCAGCACAACCUUUACUGUAUCCAUUAUGACCUGAAGUCUCCAGACACAUUCAAAGCUGCCAUGAACAACUUAGCUAAGUGCUUCUCCAAUAUUUUCAUCGCUUCCAAAUUAGAGACUGUGGAGUAUGCACACAUAUCCAGGCUCCAGGCCGAUUGGAAUUGCUUAUCAGACCUUCUCAAGUCUUCCGUUCAGUGGAAGUAUGUCAUUAACCUAUGUGGGCAAGACUUUCCCCUAAAGUCAAAUUUUGAAUUAGUGACAGAGCUGAAAAAACUCCAAGGAAGGAAUAUGUUGGAGACGGUGAGACCACCCAGCAGUAAGAUGGAGAGGUUCACCUAUCAUCAUGAGCUCAGACAGGUGCCUUACGAAUAUAUGAAGCUUCCAGUAAAGACGAACAUCUCUAAAGGCACGCCCCCUCAUAACAUUGAGAUAUUUGUGGGCAGUGCCUAUUUUGUUUUAAGUCAAGCAUUUGUUAAAUAUAUUUUCAACAGCUCCCUCGUUGAAGACUUUUUUGUCUGGUCUAAAGAUACAUACUCUCCUGAUGAACACUUUUGGGCCACCUUAAUCCGGGUACCAGGAAUGCCAGGAGGAAUUCCCAGAUCAUCCCAGGACGUCUCUGACCUGCAGAGUAAGACCCGCCUGGUCAAAUGGAAUUACUAUGAAGGCUUUUUCUACCCCAAUUGCACUGGCUCUCAUCUUCGAAGUGUGUGUAUUUACGGAGCUGCAGAAUUACGGUGGCUCAUAAAGGAAGGGCAUUGGUUUGCUAAUAAGUUUGAUUCUAAAGUAGACCCCAUCUUGAUUAAAUGUCUGGCAGAAAAGCUUGAAGAGCAACAGAGAAAGUUGAUUGCUUUGUCUUCAGAGAAGUUCAUUACAGAGGGAAACUCCAAAGCCACACACACAUCCUAAGAUGACUGAGGGCCUGAGUUUGUCUGAUAACAAAGAGUUCUGUGAGAUCACACCCAUGCCACGCCCAACAGCAUCUGAACUCAAUAGUUUCCAAGGUUGAAACUUAUAUAGAUUUCCACACCUGGGCUUCGAGCCCACAAUUGGCUGGUGUUUAAGUGCUGGAUUCACUUGUCUUGCUAAGUCAGAGAUGUUAAAUGUUCAGUGACAUCACAUUUAUUUUACACCUAACUGUGCACCAGGCACUUUAUAGAAAGACACGCAGGAGUUAGUGCCCUCAGGAAGCAGUGUUUACCCUCCUGGUGUGGCAACUGUUGUUUAUUUCCGUGUCACGAGGGUGCUACUGAAGAUGACUUCAGGAUGUGUGCUAAUCUUACAAGCCACUCCUUCUGGAAAGCGUGGGAGUGUGAAGCCAGCCCUCCCCUUUUCUCAGUUCUGCAACUGAGAUGGUUUUUUUGAAUCAUUAGAAUAUUAGGAGGAGAGAUUCUACUACCUCAGAGAAGCUCAAAGAAUUGUCCGAUCGCCCGCUUGCCAAAGUAUAGUUUACCUUUUUGGUGCCUCACUUUUCUGACUCAGGGCAGAGGGAGUAGGUUGGUGUGAUGUCUGUGGGGUC
This is a messenger RNA of Apodemus sylvaticus (European woodmouse), 2945 nucleotides long. RefSeq names its product glucosaminyl (N-acetyl) transferase 4 (gene Gcnt4). Lineage: Eukaryota; Metazoa; Chordata; Mammalia; Rodentia; Muridae. Gene Ontology annotation, molecular function: acetylglucosaminyltransferase activity. The transcript has 3 exons. Gene Ontology annotation, cellular component: membrane. The record is from RefSeq and is a predicted model, not a curated record. The coding region runs from base 965 to 2335 and encodes 456 amino acids.